This is a messenger RNA of Chelonia mydas (Green sea turtle), 5263 nucleotides long. RefSeq lists its product as uncharacterized. The record is from RefSeq and is a predicted model, not a curated record. The transcript has 32 exons. The coding region runs from base 1305 to 4688 and encodes 1127 amino acids. NCBI's taxonomy places the organism in Eukaryota, Metazoa, Chordata, Testudines, Cheloniidae. Gene Ontology annotation, molecular function: protein binding.
UAAUGUUUGCACAGCACUCCUAAGAUUUCAAUGGUGUAUAAGUGUUAAGAGCCCUAUGUAAUUGAAAACAAUUGCUUGGUGAUAGCCAGAAACUGAUCUACAUUAGCAUUAUGUGAGAUCCUGUUUAAAGGCUGUUGAGAAAUUACAGUAGCUUUUUCCUGGAUUUUUCUUUUAAGAUGACAAAGAGAAAUUAAAAGGAGUGAAAGAAUCUUAAACAGGAAUGACUAAAGCCUUAGUCCCACUAGCUGAUCUUUGCACAGUGUCCAUUCAGGUUCAGAGAGUUCUACCUGGGCAGAGAGGUUGGCUCAUGUGGUCAGAGUACAGGAUGUGGAGUUGGGGAGAGGAGAAUGGUCUGGUUAAGGCACAGGACUCAGGUCAGGGUACCUUAUUUUUGUGUUCAGCUCUGGCACAGACUUCUUGUGCACCAUUUAGCAAGUCACUUGCAGUCUCACUUUUUAAAUAGGCCAUUGAUUUUGAGUGCCUGGUUUUGCGCCUGAUUUUUCAAAGGUGCUGAGCACCUCUAGCUGCCAUGUACUUGCUACUGCAACACAAAUGAUAACAUGACUUCUGAAAAUUGGACUCAGGUUGAGCACCCAAAACUAUUUCAUUUGGCAGAAAAUCCUGUUUUCUCUAUGUACGCUAACAUUUUUACUUUUAAAUUUCAGAUUAACCUUCUGUGGGUUAAUGACAGAGAGAAAACUACCAGAAAUCAGACAGAAACUUCUCAAUGAUCUGAUUAGCUCCACAUUUACUGGCUAACAACUUUCCCAGAUGGAACUAGACAAAUCAAUCAAUAGUGCUGUUCAUAAAAAGCCUAAUGAAGAUGCUGCAGUGAGUUGCAGGAAAAGGUGAAUUUGAUGGAUAGAAUCAACAUGCAAAUUAAGAACAUGGGAACAUUUUCCCUUUGUCCUUUUUGGAUUGCUAUGACUUUACCUUGAAUGAGUAUGAUUUAACAAUGAAUCUAACUUAUUUCUGAGAUCCGUAUAAAACUGCUAACUUUGUGUAACAAUUAUCUUUUCUAGAUGAUCUAAAUGUAUCAGAAGAUGACCAGAAAUUAAAAGAGACCUUGAAAGUAAUUGCAGGAAAAGAAGUAACUGCAAAGGCCGUUUGCUUUCUUACCUUUGGCCUCUACUUGGUUAAAAGCUUUACCCAGCAACACUUAGAUAUAAUAGGAGUGACUUACAACAGCAAGACUAGAAGACUGAUCCUCGUGGAUGGCAAAGGGUUGUUCAGCUUGGAUUUACUUGCUUCUAAGACUGUAGGUGUAUAAUAAGAAUUAUGAAGAGAUCUGCUCAGUAGAAAACAUGGAGUCACGUCUGUUGACACUUAUGGUAUUCAAUCCUGUGAGUGAUGAACUCAUUACAGGAGGAAUCAAAGGAGUAAAGUUUUGGAAGUUUAAAGAAACAGAAAAUACAGAUUACUCUAAUGCAGCUCAUAUGUCCAAUUACAAGCUUUUCCCCAGUGCAGAAUUCCCACACAUGAGGCAAAUCUGGUGUACAAAUAUGGCGCUUGAUGUCAAUAUGCAAAGACUUUAUUGCUUUUCUAAUUGCGAUCUCUUCUGCUAUGAUACCAAAGGGAAUCUACUGUUUCAGCUAACCAAUGCCCACCAAAGUACCAUUCUCUCCUGCGUCUAUUCAUCAUACUCCAAUGCUUUGCUUACCUCCUCCAGGGACUCUGAAAUAAAAUCUUGGAAUGACCAGGGCAGUUUGUUGCAUGUAUUUCAUGGCCAUACCAGGUCUGUCACACACAUCCUCCUCCACCCAAACACUUUGUCUUUAUUUAUCUCUGGAUCUUUGGAUGGGACCGUGAAACUCUGGUCCCUGGAUACAAUGCAGCUGUUUUACAGUUUAUCAUUGUUCACUGAAGGAAUUGUUUGGAUGGGCCUGGCUGAGGAUAAAUUGCUGUACUGCUCUUCCGCCCGCAAUCUUCAUGUGUAUGACCUGAACUAUUUUACCAAAUUCUGGACUCGUGUCAGCAGUGAGAUUAAGGCUCUGUCCCUCUGUGUUGCCAAUGGGAAAUCCAGCAGGGUGGUAGCUAUGGGCUCUGAUAACAGUUUACGAAUUUUCUCUCUGAAUAAUGGGACAAAGUUAUGUACCGUGCUGCCGCCUCCCUAUCCGUCUCCGCUCCAGUCAGUUCUCAGCUUUGCCUAUAAUCGAACCAGUGGAACAAUUUACUUCCUCCUGACUUCUUGGGAUAUAUGGAUCUACACAGCGAGAACUGAUCCUGCAUGUAGGGCAGCAGUGUGGACUAUUGAAGAAAUACACCAGCACUUAAACAGAAAACAUCCCUUAGCCUCUUAUGUACAGAAGAAUGAAUAUUUUCAACAUACUCGAAAGGAGAGUGUAAGAGAUCCAGUGAGAUGCGAAUGUCUCUGCAGCCUGUCCUCCCCAAUAUGCUACUGGAUAGAUGAAGGGCUGGUGUAUGCAGAUACCCAGGAAUUUCUGGUUCUUGGUAUGCAGGAUGGGAGAAUCCUGUUUCUCCACACAUCAAUACAAAACCUAGUAUAUUAUGAGAUGAAGGCUUAUAAAGAUCCUGUAAUUGAAUUAAAACAUGAUAGAGAUCACCAUCAACUGAUAAAUAUGUGCCAGGAAUUGGAAUACAAAUUGGUGCAGAUCUGGAGUUUACCUGCCCUGCAGUUGCUUCACCAGAUCAAUAUCUCGAAUGAAACUAUGGUUUUCACCAGGAUUAACAGUUCACUGUUCCUUGGCCUGCAUUCUGGAGCUGUAAAUGUCUUUGAUGUUCAUAUUGAAGGCCCAGUGGAGUUGUUGGAGAAAAAUGAGAAAAAGCCAGGGGAAAAUGAAGAACCAGAUAUCAGUCAUGAUUCUGCAAAUGAUCACAAGGGCCCUGUGGUAGCAGUGGAUGCCUGCAAGACCCUCUCUCUCUUUCUAAGCUGUGGUGAGGACUACAUGGUGAAACUCUGGGAUAUUCACAAGAAUUUGGUGGCCGACAUUUUUCUUGAUAACACUCUCAGCUCUGCUUGUUUCCUGAAUAGUUCUGGAGAUAUUUUAGUGGCUUUCAGAAAUGAUCUUUACAUCUUGCCUCACAGUAAGGCACUGGGUAUCUCAGCGACAGACACAGAUGUCUCUGGAAUCUCAGCAACAGAGUCCUUCAUUUAUGAAAACCAAGCUUUAAAUUACCAAAAGGAAGAAAAAACUGAUGUCUCCAAAGUCACUGACAUGGACUCUUAUCUGGUGCCUUACAUGGGAUUUAAUUUCACCAGUGACUUCACAACAGAAUUGCUGGUUUCACCAAUGGGCGGAGAAAAGCUGUCCUGGAAGUUGCCACUGGCCCCUUCCCGGAUUUAUUGUUCUCCCAGUAUCUCAGCAACUUCAUUGAAGGUAUUUGACUUCCUGUUACAACCUGGACCUCUCAGCAUAGAUGAGCAAGAGAAGGCAGAACUCUCUGAAAGAAUGAUCCUGACUGAUUAUAUGAAAUACUUGCCUGGCCCCAGACCUGCAGAGGCUGUGGAUUUGGAAAUACCUGAGUUUGGAAUCUCCCCAUGUUCUUCUCCACUCAGUGUAUGUUCAGAGGCCCAGCCUGAGGAAGAGGUUGCUGAAGCUGAGAGUGAAUCCCCUGAUACAGAAUUGCUACAGCAAAUCCCAAGCACUGAACAGCAACAAGUCAGUGAAGAAACAGACAAGGAGAGAAAAAAUCUUCUAACAGAGGGAGAUUUCUGUUUGGACAAAACUCAGACUUUACAGAUGAAGAGAAAAACAGGUUCUGAAAAAAGGAAGAAAAAAGCUUCAAAGAGCGACAGAUUUCCAUCCGGCAAAGAAAAGAAGCUUGUGCCCAGGAAAUUAUCCAGUUCAGAAGGUGCUGGUCUGAGAAAGACACGUACUCCAAAACAUAAAAGAUUUUCCUCAGAGAUGCAGAACGCCAUGAUGGUUAGAGACCCCAAGACUGUCUCCCGGGCCCAUUCAGCUGUUCCUAUAGGAGAAAAAAUGAUUCCUACUCCUCCACCUGAGGCUCUGGCACCAGCUGAGAAAAGGACCUUUCUGAGGAAGAAAACUUAUCAACAGAAAGAUGGUAACAAUGUGAGCUGGAGUGAUAAAGCCCUACUGAGAUUGGAGACCUGGAGAAGAAAAGAAAAUGAAAGGACUGAGCAUGCAAAGAAGAAGCGAGCAAUACUGGAGCUCCAGAAAUUGCAGCACCUCCACUUUCCAACAAGUCACUGGUUCUGUACUCAACCAGCCACUUCCCAGCAAUAUCAGAAUUUGCAGAUUUCUGAAAACCUCUUUGAAACGGAGUUUGCUGCUUGGAUGCAGCCUCACAAGAAGUCCCAUGUCCUUUCCCAUCCGUGCGCUGUGAUGCAGGAGGCCCCCAUCAACUUUUCCAGGGAAUUUCCUUACAGACUAGCCUGGGGACCUGUGACCACCCAUGACCUGGAGGCAAAACUGCAUUACCCAAGGACGAUGCUGGGCUUGUUUAAAGAAGGCAAAGCAAGCAGCCUCCUUGUAGAGAGAAAUCUGCAGCCAACAAAAUCAAUCCCUAGCAAAGGGAGGUACAUCUUGGUGAAUGCUGGGACUCCUUCAAUAUCCUCUACCCCACCUGUAAGCAGCCCACUAGAAGAGAGGUUACUGAGUGUCCGAUUCCCCAAACAAAAAGAAAGGGUGCUUCAAACUCUGCCCCACAAUGUGCACAAGCAUUCUCAGCCUCCUGCAGCAAUGCAACACCUUCUCGCUUUAUGAAGGCAUUUCCAGGGGUGGCUAACACCAUAACAAGACCACUUUUCUAGUCCUGCAGAUUGCAUUUUGUAAUGUGAUUUUUCUUCCCAAGCUAUAUUGUUACCUGUUUUCUCUCUUUAAUCUUGUGUUAAUACUCCAUGGUUGAUACUCGUUAGCACCAAAGUGAAUAUUCAGUGAGCAAUAAUAGCCAAAGGGGAUCACAUUUUCUAGCUGUUAAUUACCAGAUAGGCUGAGAACUAGGGAGUAGGGUCGUGGAAAACUUUUAUGCCAAAAUCCAGCUUUUCUGGUUUCAUUACCAGAGCAGAGCUCUCAAGGGUGUGCACUGACCUCUAGACCAUUUCAUGUGAACCUGGGACUGGGCUGGGCCUCCCAACAAACAGCAUACCAUCUCCCUUAACCUGUAGCCAUUUUUAUGCGGGAGAGGGCCUUUACUCCCCCAACAAAAGUCUUUGAGGAGGAGCUAGAUGGUCCUCUCUUCCCACCAGACAUUAUCUGAGGAGCCGGCAAGCAGGCUUGCUGUGCUUCCCAAUAACAGAAAGGUUUCUGAAGGAUGCCUGGUAGCCCUACACUACCCACCA